AUGUAUCAACAGAAAUAUUUGAUUUCUUCGGUGAAUGAUUCUAACCAAAAUGGAUUUUCGCUGCACAAGAAUUCUUUUUCUUAUCAUUUUUAUUCUCAAAUGGUAUCAGAAGGUUUUGGAGUCAUUCUGGAAAUUUCAUUCUCGUCGCGAUUAGUAUCCUCCCUUGAAGAAAAAAGAAUACCAAAAUCUCAGAAUUUACGAUCUAUUCAUUCAAUAUUUCCCUUUUUAGAGGAUAAAUUAUCACAUUUAAAUUAUGUGUCGGAUCUACUAAUACCCUAUCCUAUCCAUAUGGAAAUCUUGGUUCAAAUCCUUCAAUGCUGGAUCAAAGAUGUUCCUUCUUUGCAUUUAUUGCGAUUUAUUUUCCACGAAUAUCAUAAUUUGAAUAGUCUCAUUACUUCAAAAAAAUCCAUUUACGUCUUUUCUAAAAUAAAGAAAAGAUUCUUUUGGUUCCUACAUAAUUUUUAUGUAUAUGAAUGCGAAUAUAUAUUCCUUUUUCUUCGUAAACAGUCUUCUUAUUUACGAUCAAUAUCUUCUGGAGUCUUUCUUGAGCGAACGCAUUUUUAUGGAAAAAUAGAAUAUCUUAGAGUCAUGUCUUGUAAUUCUUUUCAGAGGAUCCUAUGGUUCCUCAAAGAUAUUUUCAUACAUUAUGUUCGAUAUCAAGGAAAAGCGAUUCUGGUUUCAAAAGGAACUCUUAUUCUGAUGAAUAAAUGGAAAUUUCAUUUUGUGAAUUUUUGGCAAUUUUAUUUUCACUUUUGGUUUCAACCUUAUAGGAUCCAUAUAAAGCAAUUACCCAACUAUUCCUUCUCUUUUCUGGGAUAUUUUUCAAGUGUACUAAAAAACCCUUUGGUAAUAAGAAAUCAAAUGCUAGAGAAUUCAUUUCUAAUAAAUACUCUGACUAAUAAAUUAGAUACCAUAGCUCCAGUUAUUUUUCUUAUUCGAUCAUUGUCGAAAGCUCAAUUUUGUACUGUAUUGGGUCAUCCUAUUAGUAAAUCGAUCUGGACUAAUUUAUCGGAUUCUGACAUUCUUGAUCGAUUUUGUCGGAUAUGUAGAAAUCUUUGUCGUUAUCACAGCGGAUCCUCAAAGAAACAGGUUUUGUAUCGUAUAAAGUAUAUACUUCGACUUUCGUGUGCUAGAACUUUGGCUCGUAAACAUAAAAGUACAGUACGUACUUUUAUGAGAAGAUUAGGUUCGGCAUUCUUAGAAGAAUUUUUUUUCGAAGAAGAACAAUCUCUUUCUUUAGUCUUCCUCCAAAAAAUACCUUUUAUUUUACACGGAUUAAAUAGAGAACGUAUUUGGUAUUUGGACAUUAUCCGUAUGAAUGAUCUGGUGGAUCAUUCAUGA
This is a messenger RNA of Phalaenopsis equestris, 1341 nucleotides long. The record is from the annotation of a RefSeq genome assembly. NCBI's taxonomy places the organism in Eukaryota, Viridiplantae, Streptophyta, Magnoliopsida, Asparagales, Orchidaceae.